Molecule: messenger RNA, 10889 nt
Organism: Pomacea canaliculata
Lineage: Eukaryota; Metazoa; Mollusca; Gastropoda; Architaenioglossa; Ampullariidae
Exons: 4
Coding region: 3734-4534 (266 amino acids)
Source: RefSeq, a predicted model, not a curated record
CCGUUCUAUGUUUUUAUCUUUCUGUGUGUGUGCGUGCGCUCUUCCUGAAGUAUUAGUGCUUUAGUAAAGAUGUACUACACACGUAUCUCCAUCUUUGGGACUAUCACCUUCAUUCCUUCUUCAUAACUACGAAGAAUGCCAGCCUUCAUUUCACAUUAUUUUUACAAACUGUCUCGUAUCGCUCCCUUCGCAUCGACAUAUUAUUUCUUUCCUGUCUUCCCUACGACAACGAUGUUUGAUGUUUCCCGAUUGCGAUGACAUACAGACUCUGUUUGAUGAUAACACUCCCGCAUGCUUCUCCUUUAGGAUUCCUACAAAUAAAUUUUCUCAUAAAACGACAUCCAUUGAAGACGAGUUAUUGAACAAACAUUCCACGUUGCCAUGACGGUUGCGGGCCGCAUCGAUGUGCAAUUCUCCUCCUCAUUAUUUUUACCCAUUAGGCAUGGAGUACAUCCUUGGUUUUAUUACCUUCUCACAGUGGCAGUUUAUUCAGUCGAUGUCAAGCUAUUUGUCAUCGUCUCCCGCUCACAAGCAGACGACUCUGUAUAUGUUACAUUUCUGUAGGAAAAUACCCUUCCUUCUUACCCGGGUAAUUUUUCUAGAAUAGUCUUGCCAUUAAUUAGCUUUCAACUUAUAAUGUAGGUGAGAUAGUUUUUUCCAGCUUUUGUCACCUCGAACGAAUGUCAUGUUGGCGGAAGUGUUUCAUGCUUGUCCGGAAGAUGACAGGCAAUCCAUCUUGUCUGGAUGUCUGUGAUUUCUACUCACGAAUAUUUCUACUUCCGCUGACAAGACUUUUCCAACCAGGUUGGGGUAAAGAGUUUCAUCUACUCAUCAGUCCUUUACCCCUAAGCUGAUCCCUACUUAACCUAAUCCGUAAUCCUAACCCAAUGUUAUCUUAUUUAGUAACUUUAUAUUUACACUUCUAAUCUAAUCAUCUGAAAGUAAACAAAAUAAUAACAACAACAUUUAGCUAUCUGGUAGGUAACCCAAACUAACAAGCAAAACAAAGAAAGACAACUCGUAUUUAUUUGAAUAACAAUUAACUAUUGUGAUUAGAAUCAAGCCCUAUGGCGUUAAAAAAAAAAAAAAAAAGAAAAGAGGACGAGGCACACAGCCAGGUCAUCGAUAUUGGGGAAUUGCAGGCCCUCCCACUACCACCGCAACAAUUAUCCCUCCGCUGCCUUGCUCGCCCCAGGGUGCGUAAUCUUGUGCAGCUAGCUGUAACCGAUAAAGGUGGGUCCUGUGGUUAUCAGUCUUUGUGAUUUACCGACACGUCACGUGACUAGAGGACAGAAAUAGAAGCGUGUGGCUUGUGAACAGCAACACGCUGACCUACCUGGUGAUAGUACAUCCGGCGGACACACCUGUAAUGAACUCCCGACUGGGUUCGUGAGACAAGAGAAGGAGGAGGAAGGUAUAAGUGUUCUAUGCCGAGCAAGCAGCUAAUUCCAUAUCACGGUAAUGCAGCCAGCCCUGUUAACAAAUGCUACAUGCAGAGAAAAAAAAAACAACAACAACACCAGCGUGCCCGAGACGAGAUCUGAACUCAGGACAGUCAAUCUUCAGAAUAUUGGUAACAGGCGGCAACCGCUGCGCCACCAGCCCGCUCUGACUAGAGAAGAGAUGAGGUUCAUGCCAGGGUAGUAUCGAAAACUUGUCAAUCAUCUAACAUCAGUCUUAUGUGUAAACUAUCAUUUGUAAACUGUAUUUAACAUAUUGCGCAGUCGUACACAUGACCACGGUAUGUUUGCCAAAACACAUUCAAAUCCCAAGAUCAUUCCUGUAUUCUGGCCAUGUUUUCUUCUUCCUUUUUCUUCUUCUUGUCUUCUCUCUUCUUCGCUUUUCUCCCAGAUACAGAAAGCUCAAUCUGCGCUGGAAAGAUUAAAAAGAGAGAGAGGAAGAGGGAAAACAUAAGAGAAAGAAAAGGAGAGGGAGAAAAAAACUAGAGGAGACACGAAAAAGAAUUAAGUGAGAAAGAGACAGAUACUCCAUUUCUGUUGUAAACAACAAAAGUAAACAAUAAUAAAAUAAUAAAAAAAAAGCAUUUGCCUUGUCCUUAACAUGGUUUCAAACGUCUUUUAAAAGGUUUAGAAAGCCAUCUUGCCCGGAGAUAGCACGAGGCUAAAUAAGCUGCCAUGUAACCCCUGCCAUGAAGCCCGGCUUAGAACGAUCCUUGAACUUUUACAACUUUCUCGCGAGCAUAAAGGAAAAGUCAAACAACAACGCCAACAAAUCCCGCCAAUGCAUCUUCCGAUUGCUUCAUCGAGCGUGUUGGAGACUCGCCGAGUGCAUCCACGCGGCCAGACGACGAGAAAAGCGAGGGGUGGGCUCUUAACCCUUGGACUGCCGCAGUCUCAACGGUGAUACUUGGCGCCACGGGUGCCGAGGAGAUGACCCAGGGGUUGAAAGGGUUAAUGCCGGACGGCGAUUGGUUCACAAAAAAAAAAAAAAGAAAAAAAAUCUUUAAAUACUUCUUUUGAAAAAAUGAGAAAGAGAAGGAGAAAGAAAGCUUGGGGUUUAGUGCUACAUGGCUUUUACAGCUGAUUCUGUCAUUCGAUUCGCCUCCUGCACAUUGGGAAGCAAGGACAUUAAACUGAAUUAAGAUGCGGCAGACCACACACAGUCCCUUUUGCUGUGGCUACCAGGUCUGAGAUUUAAAAAAACAAAAAACAAAAAACAAAAACAAAAAAAAAACAACAAAAAAAAAAAAAACAACCACCUGCUUACUCGUCUGUAAGCUUUCACGGAUGCUUUUAGCAAGUGUUUUAAAUUUUCCUUAUCAGGAAACACGUCCACAGGUUUCUCUCCACAUCUGAUUCUUUAUUUACAUAUUAUUUUCUUUCUUUCUUUUUUCCUAAUAUUUCUAAUGUGUCUAUCGAUUUUGUUAUUUCUUUUCCGACAUCUCCAUUUCGAGAGAGAAAUUCAAGCACACCAUUACUCAAACCUUUAACUCAAAGUCUUAAAAAUGUUUUGUAAAACAUGAUUCUCGAAUAUCUUCGGCUGAAUGUCCGAAAAUUUGUCGAUGAUUCUCCCCGCCACUGAUCUCCCGUGGUUCGAUGAACCUGGCUAUAAAAAGAUUGCUAAUGAACUUUGCCUCGUUUAAAAUGUCAGAAAUAAAUCAUAUCAUUGUGAGCUGCACACAAUGUCCACAAAACAGAAACAGCUUCCACAAACCACUAAAAUAUAAAUUGGCGGCAAAUUUCGCAUGCGCGGUGAAACAUAGCGCCUCGCGGUGCGCACGAAAAAGGUCAAUCUAUUUUUAGAGGGUCUUUCAUUUUUUCCUGCGUUCCCAUUGGCUGCAGCCUGGCAGCGCGUGGUAGGGGCCUCUUUGUGACCCUGUUCACGCUUAUCAGAUGCUGUGUGCGCGCGGCGGUGUGUACUUGGGCCCUUACGCGCCUUCCCACAGUUUCAAACAUUUUUAACACGACAGCCACUGCACCAGGACUGUCUUUGUGUGUGUAGGACCAGGAUGUUGACAUGGAUGCUUUACACAAAUGAGGAUGAGGAUGAUGAUUCCCGUGGUGACGACUGCUUGUAAAGGAAAGAACUUCUGAUAACGACUGUGUGGUGAAAGCUAUCCUCACCAUCACCUCACCACCACCCACCAUUCAUCCCCAGAUUUCGGGGUUCGUUUCGGAUCCGCCUCCCGGAGUAAAAUCGAAGCAGUCGUCUUUUUCACUUCUGUUCACCAUAGUGAAAAUCAUCAACCACCACGGUCGCGGUCGCUGCUGUCAUGAUGUCGACGAGGAAAGAGAAGCUCAUCACCGCCGGCUGCGCUAUCGUCUUCCUGGUCGUUGCUGUGGUUCUCAUCAUCGCUGGCUCCUUGUUGCCCAGGUGGGCGGCCGUGCGCAACACCACGGCGGAGGGCAAUGUCAGCUUCAGCCUGUGGACCAAGGAGGAGUGCUUCGGCAUCAUCUGCCACACCCAGAAGAUGAAUGUCAAGUGGACGACGGAGGAGUGCUGGAACGACCCCAGCGAUGGACAGCGGAAGUGUCAGGAGUUCAGUGGAUACAAAAUUCGCUCGGACACCAAGUGCUAUGAGGCUAAUUUCUGCAACAUCACCUGGACUAGCCAAGGGGACUUUGAUUCCGUGCCUUCCCUUGUGUUCGUGGCCAAGGCCUUCGAGACGCCAGCCAUCUUUUCGGCGCUUAUCUCCAUCAUCCUCUACAUCGUGAAGAUCAUCCUUCUCGUCAAGAAGCCGGAGUUCAAGCGGCUUCACCUCAAAGCCGCGUACCUCACCUUCGGAGCCAUAGCAGGUUUCGCCGCAGCAGUCGGUGUCAUCAUCUUCUGUGUGAUGCUGGACAAGGAUCGCUACGAGCUGAAGUGGGCCCCCUACCUCAACGGGGCGGGUGGCGGCCUGUACAUCCUGUUCGGGGCAGGUGGCUACCUCAGCUGGAGGAACCACGCGCAGGAGGAGUUCGAAGACGACCGCAGUGACUACGAGAAAGAGUUCGUCGACGCCAAGAACCACAGUCAUCAUCCGUUUUUGGACCGAAGCAUUUCCAAACAGUCCGCCAAGUCAGACGUGGUCUGACAGGAAGUGAUUUUGGCGUAAUCACGCCAGACCAAUAGGAAGAGGAGGAGGAGGAGGACAAAGGGAAAACGAACAGCUUCUGAGGGUUUCGCUGAUGUUAAAAGUUUGGAUCUGUCGAACGUUUGACCAAGUUUGGCAAAAUUAUAUGUGAACCUCUCGGAAAGGAAAAUGGUUGGGUGAGGUAACAUUUGAGACAUUGAAACACUGGUCCAACGUCUUCAGCCAAGUUCAAACCUGUUUGCCGAUACAUUGUCUGAAGUGUGACUGGGACUGGAGUAUUUCGGAUGGUUGCUGCUUGAGCGGUUUACCCGGUUAAGAAUGGAUAUAAGUACCUUGGCAUGUACAGUCAGAUUUACUGCAAGGACAUGGACGAUAAAACAAGGAUUCAACGACUACGUCAAGUGAUAUUUACUAGCAUGGUUUUUAAAAAAAAUAUAAUUUAGAAGACGUAGUCUUUGUUGUUUCACAUAGCGCUUGGCUAGAGUAGAGUAUAUAGAUGUUGGUCACGGUGUGCUUUCAGGGGAAGACAACUGCAAACGAAGUGAUGUUUCAGGUUGUGGAGUAUACCAGGCUUGCACACACAAAAAUAAACGGAAGUACCCGGCGGAGAAAAUAAGUUUCAACCAUUGAAUUCUACGCCAAGUUUCACAAUUAUCUCCCUCUGAAGUACAAGGACCAGAAAACUUACUUUUACUAAGGACCAGAUAAUUUUUUUUCUAAAAAAGUGUAGUGUAAAUAGCUUUAUUUGAAACGAAACAAAGAAAAUAAUUGUCAGUUUUUCUCUUCCUGUCUGCUGCAGGGGAAUUUUUGAAAAGACACAAGAAGGUUUUUGUGACAGGAGAUAACAGAUGCUUCCUGUGGAGGUUAGGGUUGCGAUACUGCAGCAGUGUCAAGGAUUUGUAACUUCUUCACUGGAGAGCUGGUAGGGGACAGUCAUCCCAAGACAUCCCAAUAUUUUUAUAUCAAAGAUUUGUUUUUCUUGACACGACCGCGUGGGUGAGAUAAAAUUUGAGAAGAGCUUUAUACACAAAAGCGUCGACAUGGACAAGGUAUUGGCUUGAAUAGCAAGAAAAGUGUGUUUGCGCAAAGAACAGCAGUGUGUGCGCACAAACGACACACGUGGACGCGCAAAGAUAAAUGUAACGGUACCGAGGGACCACGUGAUGCAUCAUUUCACAAAAACUCCUGUUUGUGUGUGUGUGGCGCGCAAAGACAGAAAGCUCUUAAAAUAGCGAACCAGUCAACUGCCAUCAUUCUUCGUUACUUUCAUUGCGCAUCGAAAUUUGUUUUGAAAGAUUUUUAUCGACAUCAUCAGCAUUUGAGCUUGGAAUUCUAACCAGCGUUACCUGUCCACAUGUUAUUGAGUACCUUUCUUGUGGGAGAGGAAUGAUUGUACAAUUUUUUUUUUUUAUUUUUUUUUUUUUUUCAAAGCUUUCUGUUAAAACCUGUUUUUUGUUCUUCAGAAGACUAUUUACUUCUUAAUGCUGACAGUUCAAUACACAUGACCGUCCUUUUUUGUUGUUUUUUUUUUCUCAAGUUGGUGAGAUACUAUUUGAACAGGCUAGCACACAGAUGUGUAGCGCCGACAUUAUGUUUGCAAUAUUCAAUCUUCUGUAUCUAGAUGAUUUUUGUUUUAUUUACCUAUAUUUCUCUGUCCUGAUUUUUGUAGCGAUCGACCUGUUAUGGAUUCGGUCGUGCAAUAUUGUUCCUGGACCAUGUGUGUGUGAGAGAGAGAGAGGUAAGGGUGAGGAUAGUUCUGUGUGAAUAAUUUCCAAGGUGUGGGAUCAGGGACCGCAGUAAACAAUAAACAUUGUUGAUAACAGCAUCGUCUUUCACUCUCGAGGACAAACACAAAACAUUUUAUCACGAAGCGUUUAGGGCUGCUUACAAUAUCCGGAUUUUUUUUUCUUUUUUCUUUUUUCCAUUUCAUGAUUAAGCAUCGGGAUUGAUGAUCGAGCACAGCGGGAAAGUUAUAAAUUAAUAUUUAAAGUGUAUUCUCGUGUAUCCAUCAAAGAAACAGCAAAAUAAUUUUAUUUACAAGCAGACAAGUUUUUGUUUUGUUUUUUUUUUCUUCUCUCCUUCUCAUAACAUCUACAACGAUGACAUCCUGCUGAAAAUCGGAGGCCAAACCUUUCCUAAUGACCACUUUACAUUCCAGCAGGGCUUUAUACUUGGUUGUUGGUGAUCUUCAUAUUGUUCGUUGUCGUUGACGAUGGAAGGAAUAUUUUUUGGGAUGGGGAUGUGGAGCAGAAGAGUGGAAAAAGCACUGAAACUAAAUGACAUCACUUAGGCACGGUAAUGAUCACUUCCGCCUUACAGCGCACUGUAACACAAGCGGCAGCACUGGGCGUUGCCUAGGCAACAGGCAGGGCAGACAGGAAAGUAGCAUUAUUGGUUGUCGCCCUGCUCACACUUGGACCGUCAAGUCACUCCUUUCAGAGUAUUGUGCCAAUUUGUUCUUUUCUCCCUCAUAUAUUUAUAUCACUUUUUAUCUUCCUCUCUCUCUCAUUUCCCGUUCUCUCCUUCACGCAGUUUUUCCUCCUUCUCCCUACGAAGUUUUAUUCGUUUAAUCAGUUUUUUUUUCUUUUUUCUCGAAAUGGAUCUGAUUGAAGUUUAUUUACUAUCUUUAGGGUUUGUUUCAAGCAACUGUUCAAACAAUUUUAUUCUCUUUCUUCUAGCAAUAUUUGUUUUGUUUUGUUUUUAACUUGCUUUUAUCUUUUUUCUUGCAUUGUCUUGUCUUUCCUCUUCCCUCUCUCCCCGACCUUUCUCGCUCUACCCUUGCCGUCCCAGACUCUGAGGAUAAUGAUGAUUAUUAUUAUUUUCAGUCUGCCCAUUGCUAUAGACGUGUUUAUUGCUGAAAAACAAAUGAAGAAAUAUAAUUUUGUAAGAAGUCGGACUAAUCCCAAGAUAGGAUUAUUUGUGGAAAUAUACUGUUGGAUUCCUUUGUUUUUAUGAGAGCUGUUAGAGCUAGGGGCUUUCGUUCUUUGUCACACAUGUUUCGGCGAUCGGUGUUUACUUUGUUAUUUUCGUUUGUUAUGUUAGAUUUUACAUUUGCAAUACCUGGUUUCCCUUUUUUUUUUUACUAUUAAAUAUUUUAUAAUUGUAAUCCAGUCUCGGAAUCCCUAGUAAGUAGGAGGAAGAAAACUAUAAAAUCAUGAUUCCUAUUCUCUCCUUGAGUCCCAGGUGGUCCUGUGGCGCAGCGGCUGGUGUUUGUCGCUAAUGCAGUGAAGAUUGGUUGUCCGGAGUUCAGAUCUCGUCUCGGGCAUGCUUUUGUUUUAGAUUUUGUUUCUUGUUUUUGUUUUGUUUUUUGUUUGUUUGUUUUGCCUUUGACGCCUGAUUUUAAGGCUGAAUGCCUUCCCGUGAUAUAGCCUUAGUUGCCUUAGUCUUAGUCCUCGAGUCCCCACUCUUUAACAUGGUUUCAGAAACGUAGGAAAGGCUUUCUUAUGGCAAUAACACCAUUUACUAUUGAUGACCUCGCCUUUCUCUCACAUUGUUAUUACAAAAUUUUAUUUUAUUUUCUGUUACGACCAGACUGAGACGCUAUACUUUGUGUAUUGUUCAUGUUGGUGUUGACGGCAGCAGCAGGCUGGACAGUGUGAGCAGACAACUCAUGUCACUAGAUCAUGUCGGGUGUUUUUCAUAUAUUUUUUGUGAGGGGAUGGGGUAUUGUAUUUGUUGAUCCUAGUCAAGCUAAACUUUAUGUUAGACUAUCCCAGCUAUCUGACACAUUAGUGUAGUGUCACGAUUUCCAUUCCUUUAUCACUGUUCCCCAGUCGUUGUCACUAUUCCACGCCUUUAUUUUCAGGCUGUUUUAUUUAAAUUCAUAUUUCUGCUAGACAUGGGUUUCUAAAUCAAAUAACAAUAUUGGUCCCGUUUUCAUUAUCUUCAUUAUUUGCACUGAAGAAUGCUUUAAAUUCUGUACAAAAGUUUAUAAAGCUAAAUCACUCCCAUGGGUCCAGCAGUCCUUUUUCAUCUGUUUAAUUUGUGUGUGUUGUUGUUUUCUGUUAUGUGGUAUUUGGCACUGACUGGAACAGCUUUACGUGAGGGACGUUUGCCGACCUCAGAGUGUCUUUCACUGACACCCAGCUCCAGGUGUUCCGGUUCUCAUGCAAAGACCUAUCUGCUGACCACUCAGUUUCUGAGCGAAAUCUUUCAAGAUACGUCCAUUUUGGCCAAUCGCAUAGCAUUUUCCUUUGUUUUGAAAAUCACGACUAGCACGAGGCAUGUUCACACGCGUCACUUCUCCAGGGCAACAGACCGACCAAUCAGACGUCAGCAUUUUAAGGGCCAUUCAGAUGUGUGGUCGAACUUUUUACAUUUUCCGUGAGGCAAGAAAAGAUUUUGGUGUCGAGGGUAUAAGGUGGUGUGACGUCACAUCGAGAGAGAUGAGCGUCGCUCACUACACCGUGAAUUUUGAAAGAACCAGCUGCAUGGGGGAUGGAACAUGUAGGACCAGUGGCCUUGUUUUUUAAGUGUUUUUUUUCAUAAAACAAACCGUAGGGGGUCAGUUUUGAUCUGCACAGUUUCUUUCAGCAUUAUCUUCCCCAGAUACUUACCUAUUGGACAACUACCUGUGUGUGUGUGUGAGAGAACGAGAGAGAGAGAGGGAGGGGAAAGAUAGUGUGUAGGUGUGUAGUUCUCCGCAGUCCCAUUAACUGACAAAGGCAUUUCACACUUACCUCGUUCUGUUUUUAUAAUUAACCUGACAUUGUGUAAUUUAUUAUUGUUAUUUUGCUCUGGUGAAGUGUGUGUUUAUCAUUCCUCGUUUAUCUUCAUUGUUUAUUUUAGAUAAUGUUUUCUUGUCUUAUGAACCAGACAUUAUAAUUGAACUUUGACCUGCCAUUUUUUUUGUUAGAUUGCCCCACGGGAACGUUUAGCGAAGAGUCAUUAAUUAGUAUAUAACUAUAACCAUUAUCACACACUUCAGUCUUAGCUUCUUGUCUCUAAUUUCUAAAUUGUCAUGUCUCUAAUUUUCUUUGGGUUUACAUUGUGUGCACGACCCAGAACCGCUUACAACGGCGUAAGGCAGAGACGAGUUAUUGCCAGUCUUUGUCUCCCCUUCUUCAUUAUCUCCCCUUGAAGCAAAGCCUAGUCAUUGCUUCUGACAUCAGUGUUUAGGACAAGGCUGAUAAACUUAUAAACGACUGCAGGAAUAUAUCAUUCGUACUAAUUAAUGCACAAUGAUAGUAAUAACACAAAUAUUGAUAACUUUGUAGUAUUAUGUCCACCUUCACAUUUUGAAAUUUGUUUUUUUUCUCUAUUCGCACAAGAGUACCUUUUGUUUAUUUAAAAAUAAGAUAUUAAAGAGACACAACAAUGACUAAAAUGACUUACAAAUCCACAACAACCCUCUUCCUGUUACCUUUGCCAACUAACCUCAGUUUCCUUCUCUUUAUUUUUCAAUAAGCUUUUUCUGUAUUCACUUGUUGACACUUUCUUGCUGUAGACUGUGUACUAUUAUGUUUAUAAUAAGUUGACACAUCAAAUGAGUUCUUAAACCACAUUCUUUGGCAGAUUAUUAUAUGACCGCCAUGCAACAGUGUGCCAAAAUGUGUCAGUUAGUGGACUAUGUGUCCAGUUGACAAGGUUCCUCUGGUCUCAGCUUGUGUUCUUGCUGACAUCUCUAGACAGGACCUUCUUGGCUGGCCACAUAUGACUAUGGCAAUAUUUUUAUAUGACUGUCAUGCAUGUGUGCACAAAACAUAUUUGACACUGUGUGUUUGGUUGAGGGAACCUUGUGGAGAGGAUGGUGUUUGAGGUGGUAGCCAGAGUAGCCGGAGUUGACAGUUGAGAUAGUAUCUAACAGAAUUAUUAUUAAUGUUGUUAAUCCUUUUUGUUACAGCGAUCACAGAGCUAUUGCUUCGUUUAUCGCGCAGGUAAAUUAAAGUUGUUUAUCAUGCGCAUAAAGUGGAGAAUUAUUUUGUUUAUCAUGCACAUAAACUGAGCAGUUGUCAUGUCUUGUAGGAAAUGACCAAAAAUGCAUUUUGAGUUGUCUACUGCAGACAUGUGUGGGUCCAGUGGCAAAUUGUAACAUGAUCAUCAUUGCUUUCAUUGUUCACAAAGCGAAAUUAAUGUUAUCAUCAAAUUAUUCACUGGUUCUUUUGUUUGUUUGUUUGUUUGUUUUCGGGGGGAGGGACAGUGAGGAAAUGCCACUGUUUACUCAGAAUACGAGCAGUAUAUGCUGUUGAAUGGCAUGUUAUGUAUAGCUGAGUGGUCAUUGGUACAUAGUGGGAACAUAUUGAUGUUUGGUCAGUUUUCAUCAACUUUUUUUUUUCUUAUGAAUAUGUGCGUUGUAUUUGUAAAGUAUGCGAACUGCAAAACACUAUACAAUCAUUAAAUUUUGUGUAAAGAUGAA